This is a messenger RNA of Hydatigera taeniaeformis, 360 nucleotides long. Lineage: Eukaryota; Metazoa; Platyhelminthes; Cestoda; Cyclophyllidea; Taeniidae. The record is from the annotation of a GenBank genome assembly.
AUGAGUGCUGUUUCAACUGCCUCUAGCUUUGCACAGCAAAUUCCGGGCUGGUUAGGCACUUUGGCAAUUAGCUUCGACGGAAGAAUCCUUUAUUCCUCCGGUGAGUUAUCCGACGACACUGAAUUAGCGCCAAAAUUUCUUGAGUUGGCUCGUCAUCUUGCUGAGUACAUGAUUCUGGAUGGUGAAACUGCAGCUCAAGAGGACCGUUUCCGGCGGUUAACAAUUUUGUGUUCUAGGUACGCUUAUGUUAUGACCGCUGUAGGGGAAGCCGUGUAUGUGAUCAAGAGACAAUUAUCUCUUUCGGAUUCUGAUGAGGACAGGCAAGGAUCUCAACCUUCUCACAUGCCCGUAAAUGUCUGA